AUGAUGCGGUCUGGUCUGAUCUCUAUGAUCUAUGACCAGACUAUCGGCAUGACUGCGGCUGAUCUCGCUGAUUCCGCGGCUACCACAUUAAUGGGAACUGACGUGGAACGAAUAGUGGCUAAUUUGAAGAACCUGCAUGAGGCAUGGGCAUCUAUCAUAGAGUUGGGGAUUGCAAUUUGGUUACUGGAGCGCGAGAUCGGUGUCGCCUGCUUUAUACCCCUCGUAAUCUCACUGGGAAAGAGUUUCCUUAUCUAA
Penicillium samsonianum is the source of this 255-nucleotide messenger RNA. RefSeq names its product ABC transporter integral membrane type 1. The transcript has a single exon. Bases 1 to 255 code for a protein of 84 amino acids. The record is from RefSeq and is a predicted model, not a curated record. Lineage: Eukaryota; Fungi; Ascomycota; Eurotiomycetes; Eurotiales; Aspergillaceae.